ACUUCCAGUUUCCGUCCAAGGUCCGCCUCCUGCCUCCCUCUGCUUCAGGGAGGGCAUGGGAUCAGCUACCUGUUUCUGCCUCAACCAUGGACCAAUAAUAUGAGAUCUUUGUUCACCAGUUCUACAGUGAUGGGGUGCUUCCUUUUGGCUUCUGGAAUGGGUGCGUUUGCUUCUGAGGAUCUCCAGUGUCACAACAAACGCAUGCCAGCCCUGUUUUACAGGGAGCCCUGGAGGAGUUGGGAUAGAGGCCACAUUGACUGAGGGUAGUUGCCAGGGUCCUGCAGUUAUACACAAAGUCCUUAGGAUAAGACCAUGGCCCUGAGAGCAUGUGGCUUGAUCAUCUUCCGAAGAUGCCUCAUUCCCAAAGUGGACAACAAUGCAAUUGAGUUUUUACUGCUGCAGGCAUCAGAUGGCAUUCAUCACUGGACUCCUCCCAAAGGCCAUGUGGAACCAGGAGAGGAUGACUUGGAAACAGCCCUGAGGGAGACUCAAGAGGAAGCGGGCAUAGAAGCAGGCCAGCUGACCAUCAUUGAGGGGUUCAAAAGGGAACUCAAUUAUGUGGCCAGGAACAAGCCUAAAACAGUCAUUUACUGGCUGGCGGAGGUGAAGGACUAUGACGUGGAGAUCCGCCUCUCCCAUGAGCACCAAGCCUACCGCUGGCUGGGGCUGGAGGAGGCCUGCCAGUUGGCUCAGUUCAAGGAGAUGAAGGCAGCGCUCCAAGAAGGACACCAGUUUCUUUGCUCCACAGAGGCCUGAGCUGACUGGAGCAGAGUCAUUUGCUUCAGCAGGAUCCUUGUGGGCCUUCUAAGAUGAAGCUACCCUCAGGUCCAGGGAAGGUUGUGCUGGUAUUUGGCUCAUCACAGCCAAGAGCAGAUAGAUUUGUGAAAUCGGCUCAACUCCCAGGUGAGAGCAAGCAAAAAUCUUGGCUGGGUGGAAAGGAAGGCAAAGAGUAAAAAUAAAAAAGGCCAGGCCCAGUAAGUGUACCUUGUACUUUAUAAAUAAACCUCAAGCAGCUCAAGGUUGUCCUUCUAA
This is a messenger RNA of Symphalangus syndactylus (siamang), 1032 nucleotides long. RefSeq names its product nudix hydrolase 2 (gene NUDT2). Lineage: Eukaryota; Metazoa; Chordata; Mammalia; Primates; Hylobatidae. Gene Ontology annotation, molecular function: bis(5'-nucleosyl)-tetraphosphatase (asymmetrical) activity. The record is from RefSeq and is a predicted model, not a curated record. Gene Ontology annotation, biological process: ATP biosynthetic process; AMP biosynthetic process.